This is a messenger RNA of Actinia tenebrosa (Australian red waratah sea anemone), 2126 nucleotides long. Its product is annotated as neuropeptide Y receptor type 6. Gene Ontology annotation, biological process: G protein-coupled receptor signaling pathway. Gene Ontology annotation, cellular component: membrane. The record is from RefSeq and is a predicted model, not a curated record. NCBI's taxonomy places the organism in Eukaryota, Metazoa, Cnidaria, Anthozoa, Actiniaria, Actiniidae. Gene Ontology annotation, molecular function: G protein-coupled receptor activity.
UUUCUGUUUUUGUUUUGUUUUUGGAAUUUCUCUCUUGAAAGUCCGAGUGGAGUCAUGUUGUCUGCAAGGUCAUAUCACGGCUGUGAAGAUGGUAGGAUAAUGAGAAGUAAAGUCUAAAGUAGAUUACUCUAGUCAAAUAUUAUACUACAAUAAUAACUCCCGACAUUGUGGGGCAGUAACUAGACUGAUACUGUGCUGAAAGACGUCUUUGAUAACUUCAAGCGAGGCGGGUGAAGAAUAUUGGAAGAAGAUUGCCUUGGUGAAACAACAGAAAAAAGAUAUUUAAAGAAAGCCAGAGAAACGUACGUUGAUCAAUGCACAGUCUGUUGAACACAACUGAUUUAUGAUCAAAACAAACAGCAUCCAGUUGAAUUUUUGAACACCUGUUCCUGAAAAGAAUAGAAGACUCAAGACACGUCACCUAUAAAAUCAAAUUAUACAAGACGUUUAAACAUACACACUGCAUGGAAAUAACUCUAGCUGGAGAUAUUUGAGUGUAUAUCAUGGAAGAUCUGACUUUCAACCACGGCAAUAUUAAUGGCAGUAGCAACCAUACAAAUAAUUUUACCAACGUGACUGGAAAUACGGAAAAACUCCUUGAGCUUGAAGCGUUUAAAAUAAUAUUCGAAACGAUCGUGGCAUUGCUUGGCAUUAUUGGGAACAUUGCAGUGUGUGUUGUUAUUACACAGAACAGAAAGAAAAGGUCUUCCACGGAGUACUUACUAAGGAAUCUAGCCAUUGCAGAUCUUGGUGUGCUAAUGAUCAUAUUCCCGCUUGCAAUCAUCAAAGAGAAGAUGCCAUUUCACUGGCCAUUUGGAAAAUUCACCUGUUUAUACCUCUACCCUAUUACAGAGACGUUUUACGGCGUGUCCGUUUGGACGAUCGUUAGUAUUGCAGUAGAACGCUACCGCCAUUUGUUUAACCCUAUCAAAAGAGGAAGGCAGCGAGCAUUAAAGAAUGCCAAACGACUCGCAGCUGGUAUUUGGAUCGGGAGCUUCUUGGUCUUCAGCGCGCCAACUUUUGCCUGGAUUGAAUUCAUGGAGCUAGGUGAAGAGAGGUUUUGUCAUUUGUAUUUUAAAGAUCCAAAGGUCCAGCAAGUUUAUAUUCUGAUGCUUUUUUUCUUAUGGUACGCGAUACCUGUUAGCUUCAUCGUCUGGACUUACAUCGCAAUAUCUGUGCAACUUCACCGGAGUAACAUCUUCCUGAAAACCAUGAAUAGAGUGGACAACUUGUCUCGGGAAAUCUCAAAACGAAGAAACACUCCCUUCUCGGGAACUCAAAAACGCAGACUUCAACAAAAUAAGAAGGUUAAAAAGAUCCUCACGCCUGUGGUACUUGCUUUCAGCAUCACCAUGAUGCCUGUCAAUAUCUUUCGGGUUGUUAUACUUUACUGGCAUGAGGUUCUUUUCUUGCCUUCUUAUCCUCUUUUAAUAUAUGUUGUCGCUCUUUGCGUGGUCGUCAACAGCUCUAUAAACCCGCUAAUUUAUUGCUUUGUCAGCCGAGGAAUCCGAGCUGGGAUGAUAGCACUUUUCAAGGGAAAAGCUGUGAAAGGGAUUUCUUUCAUGGGCGAUGGUGUCCGUAGUUUAAAGGAAAGAAUAAGUUUGAAGAUGAGAAGAUCCAAGCUGUCUUCGGUUGAAGAGGAAGGGAAUUUAGAACUGAAGCAAAGGGGAUCUCAAGCCUCGAAAAAAAGUGAAUCAGGGUCUCCACAAACACUUCCAGAUCGAAUCGAAGAAUUGCAUUAUAAUUGAGAACUAUACUAAGACAUUAAUAAAGCUAUUUGCGAGAUAACUACAYGCUAAAACAAAAGACUUCAAUCGCGAAAACUUGAGAAUAUUUUGCUAAAAUGACUUAAUCUAUUCAUAGUAUCAUGCAGAUGACCACUCUAGAUCGUUGGGGUCGGGGGCUUGGGGUCGUUGUAAAUAUAUAAUAAGAUAUAUCCCUUUUCGCAAUUUCUUUUUUUCAUUUUCUGUACAUUCUAGCUCUUUGCUAUUUGUUCUUCUCAGUUCUGUAAUCGUUUUAGCUUUAUGUCGCAUAGCCUACAACGUGUACUAUAGUUGAAAAAGUCAAAUCAGUUUUACACUGAAAAAAUAAUCGACUUGAAAAAAACAAAUAAAAGCGCACCUUUU